This is a messenger RNA of Malassezia vespertilionis, 612 nucleotides long. It is a transcript of the gene MET14, whose product is annotated as adenylyl-sulfate kinase. Bases 1 to 612 code for a protein of 203 amino acids. Gene Ontology annotation, biological process: sulfate assimilation. The record is from RefSeq and is a predicted model, not a curated record. The transcript has 2 exons. NCBI's taxonomy places the organism in Eukaryota, Fungi, Basidiomycota, Malasseziomycetes, Malasseziales, Malasseziaceae. Gene Ontology annotation, molecular function: adenylylsulfate kinase activity; ATP binding.
AUGGCUACAAACAUUACUUUUCACCCCGGCACUGUCUCGUAUGGCGAGCGCAAUGAGCUUUUGAAACAGUGCGGUGCUACAAUUUGGCUCACAGGUCUUUCUGCGUCCGGAAAGUCGACUAUUGCCACGGCAUUGGAGCAGCACUUGCUCCAUUUGCACAAGUCCGCGUACCGUUUGGACGGUGAUAACAUCCGCUUUGGCCUGAACAAGGAUCUGGGAUUUUCUCCCAAGGAUCGCGAGGAAAAUAUUCGCCGUAUUUCGGAAGUGUCGCUCCUUUUUGCUGCGUCGACAACGAUUUCGAUCACUUCGUUCAUCUCCCCGUACAAGGCCGAUCGUGACUUUGCACGCGAGCUACACGCAAAGCACGAUCCCGCACUGCCAUUUAUUGAGGUGUUUGUCGAUGCCAGCAUUGAAGAAUGUGAACGUCGCGACCCCAAGGGCCUGUACAAAAAGGCCAAGGCUGGCGAGAUCAAAGAGUUCACCGGUAUUUCUGCCCCUUAUGAGGCGCCCGAAAAGGCCGAGAUUCACAUCGAUGCCGAUAAGACGAGUGUGGAGAAAAGCGUAGAGAUCAUCGCCAAGUACCUGGUUGAGAAAGGCGUCAUCCAAACCUGA